Messenger RNA from Lytechinus pictus (painted urchin), 6197 nucleotides. RefSeq lists its product as uncharacterized. Gene Ontology annotation, biological process: regulation of DNA-templated transcription. The transcript is spliced from 6 exons. Gene Ontology annotation, molecular function: RNA polymerase II cis-regulatory region sequence-specific DNA binding; DNA-binding transcription factor activity, RNA polymerase II-specific. Lineage: Eukaryota; Metazoa; Echinodermata; Echinoidea; Temnopleuroida; Toxopneustidae. The record is from RefSeq and is a predicted model, not a curated record. The coding region runs from base 41 to 4669 and encodes 1542 amino acids.
UUGUUUCUGCAUGGAAUCUACAUAGCUUACCACUAUCUUGAUGCUGGUUUCUGACGCCAUCUACAAUCGUUUUCUGGACAAUUGUCGUCUGGUAUUUCAUACCCAAUCGAUAUCGAGAUAUAUCGAGCGAGCCGAUGGAUUGCUGAUCAAUGACUCAAGUUCACUCAACCCACGCCUCUACAUCAAUACGACGUUUUUGAGGAAAUUUGCUGAAGGAAAGGGAAGAAUAUGGGUCAUUUUAAACAUCACAAAUGAAGUCAGCAUGAUGAGGAUCAAACAAGAAGUUAUAGAGGAGGAGGAGGGAUUCUCUCCAGGAGAACCCAUGGAGUUUAAGUCUAGCUCUGGAGGAAAGAUAAGUCUGAAACGAGGAACUGAGGAAUUGACAUCAUUGCCAUCUUCAAAUACUGGGGAAGUAGGAACUGUCCAACCAAAAGUCAAGCAAGAAGUGGAGAAGAGUGACUUACAUUCACAGUCAUGCUCAGUGCCUACAGGAAACACAAGCCAAGAGCAAGUAGCAGAGACUUUAACCCCAAUGCAGUGUUCAAAUCCUGGAGAUAAAGGAACUGUCCGACAGAAAGUCAAACAAGAAGUAGAGAAAAGUGACUUACAUUCCCAAUCAGAUUCGAUGUUUUCUGAAAACAAAAAGCCAAAGCAAGAAGCAGAGAAUUUAAUCCCAGAACAAAAAAUAGACACUUUAACCCCAGACCAUGACGCACAGACUUUAAUCCGAGUGCAAGAAGCAGAAACUUUAACCACAGUGAAUGAAGCAGAGACUUUAACCCCAAUCCAAUCUUCGAGUCUUGGAGAUAAAGGAACUGCCCAACAGAAAGUCAAGCAAGAAGUUGAGAAAAGUUACUUACAUUCCCAAUCAGAUUCAAUGUUUUCUGAAAACAAAAAGCCAAAGCAAGAAGCAGAGACUUUAACCCCAGACCAUGAAACAGAGACCAAAGUGCAAGAAGCAGAGACUUUAACACCAAUGCAGACUUCAAUAUCUCGGGAAAAAGGAGCUACAGAACAGAAAGUCAAGCAAGAACUAAGGAACAGUGACAUGCAUUUCCAAUCAGAUUCAUUGCCUUUAGGAAACAUAAGACCAAAGCAAGAAGCAGAGACUUUAACUCCAAUGCAGUCUUCAAAUCCUGGAGAUAAAAGAACUGUCCAACAGAAAGUUAAGCAAGAAGCAGAGAACAGUGUCUUACAUAAUUCGCAAUCAGGUUCAGUGCCUUCAGGAAACAUGAAUCCACAAGAUGCAGAGACUUUAACCCCAGUACAGUCUUCAAAUCCUGGGGAAAUAGGAACUGUCCUACAGGAAGUCAAGCAAAAAGAAAGGACCAGUGACUUACAUUCGCAGUCGGGUUCAUUGCAGACAGGAAACGUAAAUCCACUAGAAGCAGAGACCUUAGCCUCAGUACAGUCUUCAAAUCCUGGGGAAAAAGGAACUGUCCAACAGAAAGUCAAGCAAGAAGCAGAGUGCAGUGACUUACAUUCCCAAUCAGAUUCAAUGUUUUCAUCAAUCACCAUUGAAAUUGUCCUCAAGGAAGAGCAAUCAGCCAUGCCACCAUCUGCGGGGAAGAAUGCUAUGUACAUCCCCCGUCCUCCAUUGCAGUGCACCUUCAAGACUGAGACAGAUGAGGAAAAGAUUAGAGAGGAUUCUGUUCCACAAAAACAAGAAGGAAAAACUUGUGGUGCGCCAUUUGUGGAUCCCAAAAAAGACGUCGGCAAUCAUGAUCAGAACCUUAAAAAGGCAGGGGGACAAGAGAGAGAGGAAAGCAUUUCCAGACUACCUCAAGUAACGAAUACAAUGCCAAAGAAUGAUGUCAUGUCAGGAACAAACAUGCAAGAGGAAUCCAGUUGUGAUGAAACUAGAGAUCCUAACAAAUCCAAAGAACUACUGGCACCGUCACCUCAUGUGAAUUCGAGUCAAAAUCGAGGCAGACCAAGUGCACAACCUGAAAACUCACAUAGUACUAAUGGUACACCGCUAGGCGUGCUAAACAUCAUGAGGAAAAUUAGUGGUGGCAAAGUAUGCCGUCUCAAACUGAAGAAGUGUAAACUUCUUGAGCAAUGUGUGAAUCAAGAUGUCAGUGAUCAUGAUCAGAACCUUAAUAAGGCAGGGUUACCAGAGAGACAGGAUAGCAUUUCCAGAAUACCUCAAGUAACGGACACAAUGCCACAGGAUAGUGCUGUUACAGAAACAUCUAUGACUGAUCAGCAAGAGGAAUCCAGUCCACAUGAUGUGUGUGGUGAUCUAACCACAGAUCCCCCGGAAUCUCAGGAACUACUGACAUCAACAAGCCAUAUGAAUUCAGUCCCAGGUCAAGGAGGAACAUCUAUGACUGACAAGCAAGCGGAAACCAGUCCACAGGAUGUGUGUGGUGAUCUAACCACAGAUCCCCCGGAAUCUCAGGAACUACUGACAUCAACAAGCCAUAUGAAUUCAGUCCCAGGUCAAGGAGGAACAUCUAUGACUGACAAGCAAGCGGAAACCAGUCCACAGGAUGUGUCUGAUGGUAUAACAACAGAUACCCCGGAAUCACAAGAACUACUGACAUCGACAAGCCAUAUGAAUUCAGUCCCAGGUCAAGGAGGAACAUCUAUGACCGACAAGCAAGGGGAAACCAGUUCACAGGAUGUGUCUGAUGAUAUAACUACAGAUCCCCCAGAGUCCCAAGAACUAAUGACAUCGACAAGCCAUGUGAAUUCAAUUCAGAAGCAAGUAGGUCCAUGUCCCCUGCCGGAAAGCUCAAAUAAUGCUGAUCAUAUUCUAGAUGAGACAGCACUUAUGAGGAAAUAUGGCGGUGGCAAGAUUUGCCGUCUUAAGUUGAAGAAAUGUGACAGUUUGAUAGAGUCUGAAGGUUCAGUAGCAAAAAGGAAGCAAUAUCGAGUAACAUUCACAGAAGAAAAAACAUUUGAGUGUUCACAUUGCGAAAAGAAAUUUGCAUGCAAGCAAAGUCUUCAGUCUCAUCUUGUAACCCACACAGGAAAAAAAUGUUAUGAAUGUUCAUAUUGCAAAAGAAAAUUUGCACACCAGCAAAGCCUUAAUUCUCAUCUUGUAACCCACACAGGAGAGAAAAAGUAUGAGUGUUCAUAUUGCAAAAAGAAAUUUGGACAUAGGACAAAUCUCCAAGUUCACAUCAGAAUACACACCGGAGAAAAACCUUAUGAAUGUUCGCAUUGCAAAAGGAAGUUUGCAUAUAAGACUAGCCUCAACUGUCAUCUUUUAACUCACACGGGAGAAAAACCUUAUGAAUGUUCACAAUGUGAAAAGAAAUUUGGACGCAAGCAUCAUCUUGACAUUCAUCUGGCAACACACUCAGGCGAAAAACCUUAUGAGUGUCCACGUUGUAAAAAGAAAUUUAAGCAUAAGAGUGAUAUCAGGUCCCAUCUCUUCUUACACACGGGUAAAAAACCUCAUGAAUGUCCACAAUGCAAAAUGAAAUUUGCAUUCAAGGGUGGUCUAAAGGCUCAUCUUCUUACCCACACAGGGGAAAAAACUUUUGAGUGUUCACAUUGUGAAAAGAAAUUUGCACAAAAGAGUAGUCUCAGCUAUCAUCUCUUGUCCCAUUCAGGAGAAAAACCUUUUGAAUGUCCACAAUGCGACAAGAAAUUUACAACUAAGAAAUAUCUCCAGACUCACCUCCGAUGCCACACAGGAGAAAAGCCUUAUGAAUGUUCACAUUGUAAAAAGAGAUUUUCAUGUAAGAGUGCUCUCAAUUCUCAUCUCUUAACUCACACAGGAGAAAAACGUUACGAAUGCCCACUAUGCAAAAGGAAAUUUGCACGCAACCGACAGUUCAAACAUCAUCUCUUACUCCACAAAGAUGAAAGAGCUUUUAAAUGUUCACAUUGUGAAAAGAGAUUUGUAACCAAAAGUGCACUCAAUAAUCAUAUGCUUUUGCACACAAGAGAAAAACAGUUUGAAUGUCCACAUUGUGAAAGGAAAUUCAGACGAAAGGAUUGUCUCCACAUUCAUCUCAAAACACACACCGGAGAAAAACCUUAUCCAUGUCCACAUUGCACAAGGAAAUUCGCAUAUAGGACUAGCCUCGAAUAUCAUCUUUUAACCCACACGGGAGAAAAACCUCAUGAAUGUCCACAAUGCAAACAGAAAUUUGGACAUAAGAAUAGUCUUAACAAUCAUCUCCUAAGGCAUGCCGGAGAAAAACCUUAUAAGUGUUCACUUUGUGAAAAAAAAUAUGUGCUUAAGACUAGUCUGGACAUGCAUCUAGCGACCCAUACAGGGGAAAAACGUUAUGAGUGUUCACAUUGUGGAAUGAAAUUUAUACAUAGGAAUUAUCUCAGAAAUCAUCUCAAAGUCCACAAAGGCAAAAAGAGUCAUAAAUGUCCACACUGCAAAAAGAAAUUUUUAAGGAAGAGUCAACUUACAAGUCAUCUCCUAACACACACAGGAGAACAAGCAUAUGAGUGUGAACAAUGCAAAAAGAAAUUUAAACAUAAACAUGGCCUCCACGUUCAUCUCAGAAUACACACUGGGGAAAAGCCUUAUAAAUGUUCACAGUGCAAAAUGAAAUUUGGACUCAAGAGUGCGCUUAACCGUCAUCUCUUAACUCAUACAGGGGUAAAACCUUAUGAUUGCAAACGUUGCAAAAAGAAAUUUGCACGUAAGGAGAGUCUUAACAUUCAUCUCCGAAAACAUACAUGUACAGAAUAACACAUUUAUAAUGUUCACAUUGCAAAAAGUUAUAUGCACAUAAGAAUAGUCUUAACAUGCUUUUCUUAACCCACCCAGGAGAAAAACCCUAUAAAUUUUCACUAUGCAAAAAGUAUGUCAGAAUCAUUUCCUAUAAGAUGAGAAAAAACAACAACACCUUAUGAAUGUUCACAUUGUGAAAAGAAAUUUGUUACCAAGAGUUCAGUCAAUUCUCAUAUGCCUUCUCAGGAUGAAACCAUUAUAAAUAUUCACAUUGUGAAAAGAAAUUUGCCAUGAGAAUAGUCUUAACAUUCAUCUCUUAACUCUCGUGUGAGACCAAAAUGAUCUUAUCACCGUUCACAUUGGAAAAGGGAAAUUUGCACACAAGAUUUAUUUUAUUCAUCCGUCUUUCUCCCUGUCACGUCCCUGCACACACUAACCCUGACAUGAUACACACUCAAGACAAAACACACUUUGGAGGGAGAAUCAUUUGUAGAAUGUUCAAACAGCCCCCCCCCCAAAAAAAAAUAAAUAAUAAUAAUGAUGUCUUAAACAAAGGGGUAAAAACAAUUUUACUAUUCUAACACCUCCCCUUCCCCCGCAUUUAACUUCCUUGGAUUAACCAUUGCUAAUGAUCCUAUGCAAUUCAUUGUCCUUUUAAGCAAAAUAGAUGGGAUUAAAUGGCUUUACGAUUUGUACAAAGUGUUUAGUUGUUAUUAGUAAGGAAAUUCCCCACUAAUUAUGGAAAUACGGGUUCAGAAAUUUUUGAAAUUAUGUUCUUCCUAUGAAAAUCAUCUAUGAGAAUUGACAGUAUUAUACCAUUUAUCACAAUUAGAUUAUAUGAAUUAUAUCAUAACUUUGAAUGCCUUGAGUAUACAUGUGUGUGAGAAACUUGAAAUAUGUGUGCUAAAUCAUUAUUAUAUGUGUUUUUAUUACAUGAUUUUGUAUUUACGCAUCAAAUUACUAGAUGACUGAUUGUAAUAAUUUUUACCCCCCUCUUUCUCUCUCUUAGACUUAUUUGUAAUUAUGUAAUGAUUAUGGUUAUAUUGUUAUUGUUCAUGUAUUAAUAUGAUUUAUUGUUACAAUGGAGCCAAUUUAUACAAGCAGUUGUGCUUUCUUUGACCCCACCACAUGUAAUGUAUGUCAUUUGUAUAUAUGUAUAUUUCUAACUGGAAAUAAAUUUGAAUUUGAAUUUUUUUAGAGGCUGUGAUAAAAAAUGGAGAAAUGAAAAUGAUUCCCAAAGAAAAGAAGGUGAUUUGUUUAUCUUUCCCUUUAAUUAAGUCCUCCGGAUACCCUAGAGGCAAUAAUGUUAUUUGAGAUUGAUCCGAUCAACCUCAAAUACAUAGAAAUCCAUCAGUGUCAUAAUGUAUUGUACAGGAAAUUUGCGCAAUGUCCUUCGUAAAAAAAGCAUCCUGAAUUUUCAAGAAAAGGAUGAGUGUAUGAAUAUACAGCAUAUAGAGAAAUCAUGUUGAACAAACACUAUACAUUUUAUAUGUUUAUGUUUCUGGCUUUUGAAGCUUUUGGUUGAUCAGAUCGAUUACAGCUCUUU